UAACAUUGACCGGCUCCCGGAGACCGUCAGUUACGCGUGGAAGGUUUUUGGCUAAUCAUUGAUAGAUCUGCUGUUGCUAACCGGGGUCCCGGGGGAAGAGGAGGGGAAAGGUGCUGGAGUUGUCGCAUCCAGUUGCGUUUAUAGACUAGCUAGUAACCGGCUGUUGGCGCUUCAGAGAACACAACAAGUAGGGACAAUAUGCCUACUGAAGUAGCCUAGCUACUGGUUUUAUAGAUUAUAUAGGAUAUCGAUUUGUAUAAUUAAGUCUAUAAUGGUUUAUAUCACGGUAAAUUACCUCACUCAACUUAACGCAGUCGGCGCGAUGCAACUCCCUCGUUUCAUGACGUUUGUUCUGGUCAUUUCUUGUGAGUUGUACCGGGCAGUCGCGGGUCCGGGCGCUGGGUUGAAGACGUGGGAGAGGUUUAGUAAAUUGGACUACCCCGGGGACAAAGCUUUCCUCUACGACACCUUUCCUGACAACUUCAUGUGGGCGGUUGGAACGGCAGCUUACCAGGUAGAGGGUGCGUUUGAGAAAGACGGGAAGGGCCUGUCCAUUUGGGACACUUUUACGCGCGGCGGGAACCGGAUAGCUACCGGGGACGUUGGCAGCGACAGCUACCAUAACACCCAAAGCGACGUCCGGGCGCUCAAACAGCUCGGGGUCAGUCACUACCGCUUCUCGCUCUCGUGGUCGCGGAUAUUUCCAAACGGCAGCCGCGGUAGCUACAACGAGAUCGGAACCAACUACUACCGGACGCUAAUACGGAAGCUGAAGGAGAUCAACGUGCAGCCGGUGAUCACGCUCUAUCACUGGGACUUACCUGACAACCUGCAGAGAACGUUCGGCGGGUGGAGCGACCCAGCGCUCGUGGAGCUUUUCCGUGAUUAUGCAGAUUUCUGUUUCCAAACAUUCGGUGACGAUGUGAAGUAUUGGAUCACGAUAGACAACCCGUUCCUGGUGGCGUGGAACGGGUACGGUACUGGGAAGGUGGCUCCGGGAAUCAAGAAUGACCCGGACCUGCCGUUUAGAGUGGGACACAACCUCCUCAAGGCUCAUGCUGCAGCGUGGCACCUCUACGACCGCCACUACCGGCCCCAGCAGCAGGGGAAAGUUUCAAUGGCGCUUGCCUCCCAUUGGAUCAAGCCCAGCAGGACACGGCGUGAGAGCCUGCAGGCGUGUCAGUGGUCCUUGGACUUUGUGUUGGGCUGGUUCGCCAGACCCCUCUUCAUUGAUGGAGAUUACCCCCCUAGCAUGAAGCACAACCUGUCCCACCGCCUGCCCUCGUUCACACAGGCACAGAGGGAUGAGGUGAGGGGGACCGCUGACUUCUUUGCUCUGUCCCAUGGGCCUUCUCUGAGCUACCAGCUGAUUGACGUCAGUCUCAAAUUUGGCCAGAUUGAAGUUCUGGACCUGAGGAUGCUGCUAUACUGGAUCAGAGAAGAGUACGACAACCCACCCAUCUACAUAGUAGAGAGUGGCUGGUUUGUCCAGGGAGACAUCAAGACAGAGGACUCUAAGAACAUGUAUUACCUCAAGAGGUUCAUUAUGGAGACACUGAAAUCGAUCAAGUACGAUGGGGUGAAUGUGAUUGGCUACACCCACUGGUCCCUGCUGGAUGGGUUUGAAUGGCACAGAGAGUAUGAUAUACGCAGAGGCCUCUACUACGUCGACUUCAACACACACAACCUCAAGAGGAGGCCCAAGACCUCCGCCAACUUCUACAAGAAGUUGAUCCAGAAGAAUGGUUUUCCCCAGCUGCCCGAGAACAGACCAGCUCAGGGAGUUUUCCCCUGUGACUUCGCCUGGGGGGUGUCCGCCAACUCUAUACAGGUGGAGACCACCCCCACCCAGUUUGUAGAUCCCAGUGUGUACGUAUGGAACAUCACAGGCAACGGAGAGCUGAGGAGGUUAGAGGGGUUCCAGGCCCCGCCUCUCCGCAGGGCACAGCACUGUGCCGACUACGCCACCAUCCGCCAGCAGGUGGAGGAGAUUCGUCGUGUGGGAGUCAACCACUUCCACUUCUCUCUCAACUGGUCCUCCCUGGUGCCCAGCGGCAACGUGACCCAGCCCAACACUACCUUACUAGGGUACUACCGCUGCUUUACGAGCCAGCUGCACCAGGCUAACAUCACGUCCAUGGUCACCCUGUGGCACCACACACGCCAGCGCUCCAGCCUGCCAGCCCCGAUGGAGGCAGCAGGAGGCUGGUUCAACAGGGACACCGUGGUGGCGUUUGUGGACUACGCUCGGCUGUGCUACAGAGAGCUGGGUCCCCAUGUCAAGAUGUGGAUCACCUUGAACGAGCCCAACGAUGAAGAUGACGUGUCUCCGAUGGAGGGCCACCAGCUGCUGAGGGCACACGCCCUGGCGUGGCGAGCCUACGACCAGGAGUACAGACACACACAGGGGGGUCAGGUUUCCUUGGCUCUUCACAUGGACUGGGUGGAACCGGCGUUCUCCUUCAGCCGCGAGGACGUGGAACCAGCCAACAGGGUUCUCGACUGUCGUGUGGGCUGGUUCUCAGAACCCAUCUUUGGCAGUGGAGAUUACCCGCCUCGCAUGAGGAACUGGUUCCACCAACGACACUCCCUUGACCUGUUCCAUUACCACCUGCCGUUGUUCAGUGAUGAGGACAGACAGCUGGUGAGGGGGACGUACGACUUCUUCGCCAUCAGUCAUUUCAGCACUCAGCUAGUGACCCCCACCAUUGAAGAAAACAAACUGCCCUCCAGGUUGGGGGUGCAGUACAUGGGAGACAUCACCUGGAUCAGGUCCCCUCGGCCAAAUGCCCCCGUAGUGCCCUGGGGCCUCAGGAAGGCCCUCAACUGGGUGGAGGAGCGCUACGCUGGCGUGGCGGUCUAUGUGGUAGCCAAUGGGGUGCAGGAAGACCCGGCCCGCUUCGACGACAGUCUGAGAGUCUACUACCUGUACAGCUACAUCAACGAAGCUCUUAAAGCCUACAUCCUAGACGGAGUGAAUCUGAAGGGUUACUUCGCCUACUCCCUGAACGACCAGAGAGACCCAGGCUUCGGCUUGUACGGUCAUGUCCAAGAUGAAGAAAUCCUCAAAACAUCUCUGUCCCAGUAUCAGAACAUUAUCCGACACAACGGCUUCCCUCUCCAGGGGACCCUUACCUCAGCCCCGCAGUGCCCCAGUCAGCCUCUACCCUGCUCGGGGUGUCUGGUCCUGACCAAGAGGCCUGUGGUGGGCUUCCUGUCUCUGGUGGGGUCAGCGGUCCUGGUCACCCUUGGGCUGAUUAUAUACUACGCUGCCAAGAGACACAGGGGCCGAGGUGCAAAUGGCACCAUAUUCUCUAAAAUAUAGGGCCCUGGUCUAAAGUAGUGUACUAUAUAGGGAAUAGGGUUCUAUAGGGCCCUGGUCUAAAGUAGUGUACUAUAUAGGGAAUAGUGUUCCAUAGGGCUCUGGUCUAAAGUAGUGCACUAUAUAGGGAAUAGGGUUCCAUAGGGCCCUGGUCUAAAGUAGUGCACUAUAUAGGGAAUAGGGUUCCAUAGGGCUCUGGUCUAAAGUAGUGCACUAUAUAGGGAAUAGGGUUCCAUAGGGCCCUGGUCUAAAGUAGUACACUAUAUAGGGAAUAGGGUUCUAUAGGGCCCUGGUCUAAAGUAGUGCACUAUAUUGGGAAUAGGGUGCCAUUUGGGAUCACGUGGUGAUGGUGGUGAUGAAAAUGAAGUGUAUUUCUGAAGCGUGUGUUAUAGGUAGUCCUCCGGGUUCGAGUCACUUGACCUUUAACCCUUCAAUGUCUGCUGAUCUGAAGGAAUCAGGAAAAAGGUAGAAGCCGAUACGUCGGAAUAUCCACCAUGUCAGCACUAGAUCUCUGACACCUAAUCCAGUUCCUCGAGAUCUGUAAAACAAAGUCGUGGGCUUAGGGCCAAGGGUUUUAUUGUAGCACACCCCCCACCCGUCCCCCCUAUUGAUAUAGACCCAUGUGGGGGCCACAUAUCUGGAGCCAUUUAGACAGUUUACGACACUGUGUAGCGAAUGUAGUUGAUGUAGUUGAUGAAUGUAGUUGAUGAAUGUAGUUGAUGAAUGUAGUUGAUGUAGUUGAUGUGGUGUGUCUUUGUGUUCAUAGAACUGUAUGUUCGUUUAUUUCCACGUCGUUUUAUGAAACUCAACCAGCAGCGUUUGUUUCAUGUAUUUCAGUCUGAAGAUAAAGUAUUGUUCUUUAAAAAACAAUUGCCUUUAAAAAAAAAAAAUGUUUUAAUGAAUUUGUUUGACGUGGUAUCAUAACGAAUGAUCUCGUGUAGAUUAUUUUUCGUACAGACUCUUAAAUGAAUAUAUCUCUAUCUUUGUAUUAAACUGUGUGCUUAUAAUAAGUCACAUUGUACCUUGAUGUCUACUAGGCAAAACAACUACCUAGUGAAAGCAAGUCUCCCAUGACCAAUAACUCUUAGUCCCCUUUGACCAAUAACUCUUAGUCCCCUUUGACCAAUAACUCUUAGUCCCCUUUGACCAAUAACUCUUAGUCCCCUUUGACCAAUAACUCUUAGUCCCCUUUGACCAAUAACUCUUAGUCCCCUUUGACCAAUAACUCUUAGUCCCCGUUGACCAAUACCUCUUAGUCCCCUUUGACCAAUACCUCUUAGUCCCCUUUGACCAAUAACUCUUAGUCCCCUUUGACCAAUAACUCUUAGUCCCCUUUGACCAAUAACUCUUAGUCCCCUUUGACCAAUAACUCUUAGUCCCCUUUGACCAAUAACCUUUAGUCCCCUUUGACCAAUAACUCUUAGUCCCCUUUGACCAAUAACUCUUAGUCCCCUUUGACCAAUAACUCUUAGUCCCCUUUGACCAAUAACUCUUAGUCCCCGUUGACCAAUAACUCUUAGUCCCCUUUGACCAAUAACUCUUAGUCCCCUUUGACCAAUAACUCUUAGUCCCCUUUGACCAAUAACUCUUAGUCCCCUUUGACCAAUAACUCUUAGUCCCCGUUGACCAAUAACUCUUAGUCCCCUUUGACCAAUAACUCUUAGUCCCCUUUGACCAAUAACUCUUAGUCCCCUUUGACCAAUAACUCUUAGUCCCCUUUGACCAAUAACUCUUAGUCCCCGUUGACCAAUACCUCUUAGUCCCCUUUGACCAAUAACUCUUAGUCCCCUUUGACCAAUAACUCUUAGUCCCCUUUGACCAAUAACUCUUAGUCCCCUUUGACCAAUAACCUUUAGUCCCCUUUGACCAAUAACUCUUAGUCCCCUUUGACCAAUAACCUUUAGUCCCCUUUGACCAAUAACUCUUAGUCCCCUUUGACCAAUAACCUUUAGUCCCCUUUGACCAAUAACUCUUAGUCCCCUUUGACCAAUAACUCUUAGUCCCCUUUGACCAAUAACCUUUAGUCCCCUUUGACCAAUAACUCUUAGUCCCCUUUGACCAAUAACUCUUAGUCCCCUUUGACCAAUACCUUUACUACCGCAGGGCCAGUAGGCAAAGUAUUUAUCCCAAAUGGCUCCCUAUUCCCUAAAUAUUGUGCUUUUAGGGCUGGGACGAUAUCGCAAUACUCAUUAGUAUUUUGGCAAGGAAACGAAACAUGAAGCAGAUUUAACUAAAUUGUAGCUGAUGUGAAAUGGCUAGCUAGUUAGCGCUAGUGGCGUUUCAAUCGGUGACGUCACUUGCACGGGCCACGGAUUUUGUGGGUAACGAUGCUUCGAGGGUGACUGUUGUCGGUGUGCAGAGCGUCCCUGGUUCGCGCCCAGGUCGGGGCGAGGGGACGGACGUAAAGUCUAUACUGUUACAUAAAACAGCCCUGUUUUAAACAAGCAUGUUAUCCAAGAGGCACAUUUAUUUAUUUAACAAACAGGAGGUUUUUAAAACGGAACAAAUUGUUCGGAAUGCUUCAUGUUUACAUUUUUUUUGUUGCCAUGGAAAACAUAUCGCGAUACCGGUAUCAUCCCGGCCCUAAGAUUCACUACUUUUGACCAGAGCCCAUGUGACCUCUCAGUCAUAUCUCCGAUAUGAAGGAGUAGUGGAUGGAUCGUUCAUUUAUUGCCAAAAUGCAAUGAAGGGACACAGUAUAGACGAAUUAUCAGUCAUCAAAUGAAUAUUAACAUUAUUCCCACAACAAUUCUUCAUAGAUCUUCUGUAUAAUAUUAUACUAACAAAACAAAUAAUACAAAUCUAAGGGUGUGUUUCUUAAAUUUGCAUUCAAUUUGUCGGAGUAAACUCUGGGGCUGUUUGUAAAUUCAGAGCAUUGUCAGAUUGCCUGGUCGGUAAACUCAGAGCGCGCACUGGACGCGCUGACCGAGGAGUACUAACUGGCUAACGUUUUCUAGCUACUUCCAGACACAAAUGAGAGAACAGCUCAUAUCCAGAGCAUUACUGACUUUAACUGUGCUGCUGGCAACAAUUUAAUUGUUAGUUGUUGUUUUUUUUUGCCGGCAUUUAGUGACUCCGGUUAUAUUCAACGGUUGUUUCCCGUUUGAAAAUGAAUCAGUUAUUCUGCCCUCUGGCACACAGACGAGGGUGCAUUGACAUCGGAGUAGAUAGCCAGAGUGAAUUUACAAAAUGCACCAUAAAUGUCUUUAAAAAAAAAAAAAGGUUAUUGUGAUCAUAUGGUGGAUAAACAAUUUUGUAAUAAUUCCUCAAUUCUAAUAAUAAACAAAUACAGUGUUUUGAAAUGUAAUCUCAUGUCUACAACAUAAAAUAAACUACUAUGAUCGA
Oncorhynchus nerka (sockeye salmon) is the source of this 6667-nucleotide messenger RNA. It is a transcript of the gene kl, whose product is annotated as klotho. NCBI's taxonomy places the organism in Eukaryota, Metazoa, Chordata, Actinopteri, Salmoniformes, Salmonidae. Gene Ontology annotation, biological process: fibroblast growth factor receptor signaling pathway; carbohydrate metabolic process. The record is from RefSeq and is a predicted model, not a curated record. Gene Ontology annotation, molecular function: fibroblast growth factor receptor binding; hydrolase activity, hydrolyzing O-glycosyl compounds; fibroblast growth factor binding.